AUGUUGACACCUCCACCUCUCCUGAUUUUCUUGCUGUCCCAUCCAGUCCUGUGGAAAGUACAAGCCAGCUCUCUGAGGAACACAGCCAAUGAGGCCUACCGUAGGUGGGUGCAGUACCAGGCUCAGUGCCAGGAGGCUCUAGCUGCUGCUGAGCCAUUGACAGGCCUUGCCUGCAAUGGGACCUUUGACAUGUAUGCCUGCUGGCCGCACUCACCCCCUAACACCACAGCUAGUGCCCCCUGCCCCUGGUACCUGCCCUGGCAUCAGAAAGUGACCAUGGGCUCUGUGCUGCGUCUCUGUGGGGCUGAUGGGCAGUGGGGAUCCUGGAGGGACCAUUCCCAAUGUGUGUCUCCAGAGAGGGAGCAGGUCUUCCAGGGUCAAAGGCUGAUCCUGGAGAAGCUGCAGCUGGUGUAUACAGUGGGGUACUCACUCUCCCUGGUUGCCCUGUUGCUGGCUCUGCUGCUACUCAGCUCCUUUAGGAAGCUUCGGUGCACCCGAAAUUAUAUCCACAUGAAUCUGUUCAUCUCCUUUGUCUUCCGAGCAGCUGCCAUCCUCACUAGGGAUAAACUGCUACCCACCUUGGGCCUUCACAUUGAAGACCCAUCUCAGGCCCUAGCCACUUGCCGAGUGGCCCAGAUUGUGACCCAGUACUGUGUGAGUGCUAACCACACGUGGCUGCUGGUGGAAGGUGUAUACCUGUACAGCUUGCUGGCGCUGAUGGCCUUUUCAGAGGAUAGUCACUUCAAAUGCUACCUAUUUCUCGGCUGGGGGGGCCCCGCGCUCUUUGUCGUCCCGUGGGUGAUCUCUCGACAACUCCACGAGAACACUCAGUGCUGGGAACGGAAUGAGAUCAAGGCAAUCUGGUGGAUUAUCCGCAUGCCCAUUCUCGCCACCAUCUUGGUUAAUUUCCUUAUCUUCGUUCGAAUUCUGGGCAUCCUGCUGGCCAAGCUGAGGGCCCACCAGAUGCGUUGUCAGGACUACAGGCUCAGGCUGGCUAGGUCCACACUGACCCUCGUCCCCCUCCUGGGCAUACAUGAGGUGGUCUUUGCACCUGUGAUAGAGGAGCAGGCAGAGGGCAUGCUUCGCUACACCAAACUCUUCUUUGAGAUCUUCCUCAGCUCCUUCCAGGGAUUCUUUGUCAGCAUCCUAUACUGCUUCAUCAACAAAGAGGUCCAGGCUGAGAUCCGAAAACAAUGGCAGCGAUGCCAGCUGGUCCAAAGUCUCCUGGAUGAGCGACGCCUGUCCCGGGAUCACCGCUCUUCUAGCCACGGGGCUGCCCCCUGCAUCUCCAUAUGCAGCAGGGCACAGGGUGGGGAGGGAGAGGAGGCCAGCCCGGCCUCUGAGAGCUCCUGCUAG
This is a messenger RNA of Trichosurus vulpecula (common brushtail), 1356 nucleotides long. It is a transcript of the gene GIPR, whose product is annotated as gastric inhibitory polypeptide receptor. The coding region runs from base 1 to 1356 and encodes 451 amino acids. Gene Ontology annotation, biological process: adenylate cyclase-modulating G protein-coupled receptor signaling pathway; cell surface receptor signaling pathway. Gene Ontology annotation, molecular function: gastric inhibitory peptide receptor activity; peptide hormone binding; G protein-coupled peptide receptor activity. The record is from RefSeq and is a predicted model, not a curated record. Gene Ontology annotation, cellular component: plasma membrane. NCBI's taxonomy places the organism in Eukaryota, Metazoa, Chordata, Mammalia, Diprotodontia, Phalangeridae. The transcript has 13 exons.